Messenger RNA from Oryza brachyantha (malo sina), 4927 nucleotides. RefSeq lists its product as uncharacterized. The record is from RefSeq and is a predicted model, not a curated record. NCBI's taxonomy places the organism in Eukaryota, Viridiplantae, Streptophyta, Magnoliopsida, Poales, Poaceae.
AUGUUGCCGUCGCCUUCGCCUUCGCCUUCGCCGCCGCGGGAGCACGUGGAGAGGAUCCGCCGCGAGAGGUUCUUCAUGGACAUGCACCAGGCGGUGAACUACCUCAGCCAGGAAAUCUACUCCAAGGACGUCCACUUCCUCAUGGAGCUCAUCCAAGUAAACUUUCCUGAAAUCCUACUGUUUCUCACAAAGAUAAGGCAGCUUUCUGUCCGAGAAGAUAAUUGUGAUCCAAAAUGCAGCGCAAUAAGUGAGAUAUCCAUGGAGAGUGAAAAGAAUUACCAAGUGAGGAAGAACAUACAUGCUGAGUCAUACACGCUCCAUUUGUCAGCUCAAGAGAAUACUCAACAUGAAGAGUGUGGAUAUUACAUGUGGAGGCAAAAGUUCCGAGUCAAACCGGAGAAUAGAGUGGAUAAACGUGCUGAUAUAGAUGAGUAUGUGAUCACACUGGCCUUCCCACAUGGCCAGCGUCUAGCCCGGGGGAAACGGAUUUUGCCAGGUGUCUAUGCUUUUCUUCCUACUGAGAUUUUAACAAACUUCCCUUUCAUCAUUCAGGCUGAUUUCCUCCUUGCAUCCUCAAGAGAGACAAUACUUGUUGAUAGCAUGUGGAACAAGGGAAUUCUUGAGUGUGUUCCGAGCGCUUUCCUGAAUGCAUUUGUAGCACUUGUGAAGUCGAGAGCUGAUUAUCCAGCAAUGUCACUGCCAUCCAUGUUCAACUUCCUACCAGUGCAUCCUUCACAUGUACCAUUUCUAGAGCCACUUAGGUGUGUCAUCAAAGAAAAGGUUCUUGCUGAGGAUAUUAUGCCAUGUGAGUCUUAUACUCUGCAGAAGAUGUUUUGCAAACCAGGUGAAGUUGGGCGGCUCAAGCCAGACUUCUGGGCUAUCCUCAGGAAAGCACAAGAAGCUGGAGUGGAUUUGAAGAAUCUAUCAGCUCAUGGAACCUACAUUGUUAGUUGUCAUUUUGAUAAGAGUAUAUACGACAAUGUGUUUUCAUUUCUGGAUGUAAAAGGUGUGAGUGCCGAAUGGUAUGCGAAAUGCAUUGAAGGGUCCAAUCUUGCCGAUGAGCUACCUGAAGACCUUUAUAUUGAACUUCUACAUUUUGUGGCAACAAAUUGGGACAGUCUUUUGAGUGCAAGAAUGAAAUCUAUUCCCUUACUGAAGUAUGUUGACAGUUAUGGUGUUUCCUCUUUCUGGAGCAUAUCAAGAGCUGGUCAGUCUAGUGACAGACUAUGCAUCUCUCAGAAGUUCAUACAAUGGCUCGUCAACUGGAACCAGGAGUUUCCCUCUUGCAAACAGUUUUUUCUUCCCCUCAGUACACACAGAGCUCUGUUUAAGUUCUCUAAGUACGAUUUUUUGGUAAACUGGCUUCGGAACUGUGUGAACGUGCAGGUUGUCUCUGUCUAUAGCUAUGGACUUAACAUUGCUAAAUCUUUGGACUCUGACCGCAGAUCUAUAGUCGCAUUCGCCCACUUCUUAUACCAUUCAUUUAAGAUUAGCCACAUAGAGAAUAAAUACUUUCUGAUAGAGCUGUGCCGUUCCAUGCCGAUCAUUAACAUCUAUGGGAAGGUGGUGAAGACAAAAAACAUUGUUCUUGUUCCUGCUAAGGGCAGCAAAUGGGUCAGGUUAAUGGGCACCAACCCAUGGAAGGAUGAGAAAUACACAGUAUUGGCAGCAGACUACAUGUCUUCGGCUAAUUUUGCCAGGAACACCACACCUGAUGGCCAGCUCUUGAAAUUCUUGACAGAGCACCUGCCGGUCUUAGAUGUACCAUCUGUAGACCCUCCAGAUGCAAGCUUCCCUACAGUCUCAUCGCCAUUAACCGUUGAUAAUGCAUUAUUGCUCUUGGAGUGGCUACAGAAUCUCAAGUCUCGUGGAGUAAAACUGCCAGCCAAGUUUGUGGAUUGUAUCAGUAAGGGAAAUUGGCUGAUGACAUCUGCUGACUACAGAUCACCUAGCGAAUCGUUUAUGUCCAGUGCAGAGUGGACAGGUCUUCUGCAAAUUGGAUCUUCGUUUGUUGACAUACCAAUCAUUGAUCAGCAAUUCUACCAAAACAAGCUGCGUCUGUAUAAUGAGGAACUCAAAGCAAUUGGGGUGAGAUUUGAAUUUAAUGAGGCAUCCGUGUACAUUGGUAGUCACCUGAUGUCCAUUGCUGAAAGCAAUAUGCUAACCAGAGAUAAUGUGUAUUCACUGCUUCAGCUGAUUCGGUUUCUGCAAGAGAGCAAUCUGCCUACAGGUGCUCUCGUUGACAGUGUGAGUAGCGGAGAAUGGAUGAAGAGUACUCUUGGCUAUAGAUCUCCAGCUAAUUGCAUUAUCUACGACUCAGACUGGGCAGUGGCAUCAUGUAUCAGUAUCCUACCAUUUCUUGAUGUACAGUUCUAUGGAGAAAACAUUCUUGACUAUCAACCAGAGCUUGAGUUGCUUGGUGUUCUUGUUGGAUUUGAAGAUGACUAUAUAGUUGUGAUUGAUAACUUUGAGUUCAGUUCCAAUGCUAUUUCUUCAGAGGCAACUGUACUAAUCCUGAAAUGUCUCCGUUAUGUGAGCCCAUGUGAUGAUUUCAUAACUAAACUCAAGGAUAUAAAAUGGAUAAAGACUAAUGUAGGAUUUUGUGUUCCAAGUAAAUCAUUUCUCAUUGAGCCUGAAUGGGAGUGCCUUCUGAAGGUCUUUGAUGAAGUACCCUUAAUUGAUCUGGGGUUCUAUGGGGGUGUCAUCAGUCUAUACAAAGAAGAGCUGAAGAAGACUGGGUUGAUUGCAGGACACAUGGAGGCUUCAAAUGCUCUAGCUGAUCUUUUCAAGCAGAUGGUGUCAAAAUCAUCGCUCACCAAAGCAAAUGUCCUUGCAUUGCUUGCAUCCUAUCGACAAUUGAAGUCACAUGAGCCAUCUCCCAUGAAGCUUUUCAACUGCUUGCGUGACGAGAAGUGGCUGCACACAUCACAUGGAUUCAGGAGCCCAUCAGAUGCUAUUCUCUUUGAUGAGUCAUGGUGGUUGUUAUCUCCCAUUGCAAGCUUACCCUUCAUAGAUGAUGGGGACUCCUGCUAUGGCUUAGGAGCGGAGAUAUAUGAUUACAAAGAUGAGCUCAAGGAUUUAGGUGUCACUGUGGAAGUGAAAGAUGGUGCUAGCUUUGUCAUACUGAAUCUUAGGAUUCCCAAUGAUCAGUCAGCCAUACCUGCAUAUACUGUACUGUUCUUGCUUGAGUGCAUCCAGAGUUGGAUAGCUUGUCGGGUUUCUCUUCCUAAGGAUUUCCUGGACAAAACAUGUAAGAAUUGGUUAAAGACUACCAUGGGAUACAAAUGUCCCAAUGAAUGCCUCCUCUUUGAUCACAAACAUUCUUCCAUCCGCAUGCAAGAUGGCCCUUUCAUCGAUGAAACAUUUUAUGGUUCAGAUAUUCUGUCACUCAAAGAUACCCUAGCGGCAAUUGGAGUAGUCGUUGAUGUUGAAAAUGGAUGUGAUCUUGUUGCUCAGCAUAUGAAGCUCCACGCAUGUAGUGAGACAAUAUCCUGUAUUUACAUGUACCUCAUGGAUUGCAAUUGGAAGCCUGGAAACAACACUAACAAUUGGAUUUGGAUACCAAGUGGAAUCCAAAGUGGAGAAUGGGUGAGCCCUGCAAAUUGUGUUCUUCAUGACAGGGACAAUCUUUUUUGCUCAAAGCUACAUGCUUUGGACAAACAUUACAACAAAAAGGUUCUCACCUUCUUUGCACUUGUUCUUGAUGUGAGGGUUAAUCCAAAUGCUGAAGACCACUGUAAACUUUGGAGUACUUGGGAGGCCUCAGUUAGUGAGUUGGCAAUAGCUGAUUGCUCAGCAUUCUGGGGGUUCGUCUUGGAGAACUGGACCAAAGCCACAGAAAAGCUUCUCUCUGCAUGUGUCACAAAGGUUCCUGUUUUCAAUGAAGGAAAGAUUGUCCUGUCAAAGAAGGAGGAUAUCUUUAUUCCUGAUGAUCUACUACUCAAAGAUUUGUUUGACAAGCUCCAUCAGGGAUCAAUCUUCAUUUGGUAUCCUCCUGCAAGCCUACCUUACAUGUCUCUAGCAAGGUUUAACUGCAUCUACAGUAGCAUCGGUGUUCGGACAAUCUCUGAAGCUGUCGAGUGGAAUGGAUCAUUCACCUUGGGAGACACUGACUUGCGAGAAGUUGAUGUAAGUUCUGUGAUCAAACAUGGUUUACUCCAGAUAGUCACUGCCUUCCUUGCCAACCCUGUUCUUGAAAUUCCUGCCAAAGAGAGGCAUAAGAUGGUUUCCCACCUUCUGAGUGUCACAAUCCUAGAAACAAACAUGCCGAUCACUGCAGAUUACAGUGUGAAACUAUCUUCGGGGAGGCGUGUGGCUGUGAAGGCCAGCCGAAUGCUUCGGUGGGAGAGAGAUGAUUCCAAGCUAGACAUCAGAUGUGACCAAGAAGCUGGUCACAGAGGAAAUAUCGAGUUUGCAACGUGCUUUGCUGAUGAGAUAUCUCAGGGCUUGCUGUUUGAGAUGGAAGAUCAGAUCCCUGAGCUCACUGAACUCAUCAAAUUCGGCUACUUGUUGGGCUUCCACGACUCUGCCGUCGAGUUCUUGCUGAAGUCCAAGAAUCUGCAGCCUUUCCCCGAGGACGAAGAGUUUUUGGAUUCUGCAAUGUGGUGAUAGGAUCAUUCUGCUGAACACUGAAGGUGGCAUCUAGUUUCUGCAUUGUAUAUAUUUUUGGUGGUAGGUUAACAGUGGCAACAGGACCUGCUAGUGUUCUUCAGAAUUCGCUCUUCAGCCGGGCAAGAUCCAGUGCUGCAUUUGGAGGUUCAGGAUGGAACAGUUCCUGUGGUUACUGAUUUGUCCGUAGUUCAGUAGUGUAAUGUCAGCUUUUGCUUACUAGCUUUCUAGACUGUGUCAAGCAUGUGGUUGCAGACUGCAUUUCCUUCGGUGUAUUCUGUUAGGUUAUUACUGAUAUCGUUCAAAUCUCCACGACCUA